This is a messenger RNA of Vicia faba (fava bean), 378 nucleotides long. NCBI's taxonomy places the organism in Eukaryota, Viridiplantae, Streptophyta, Magnoliopsida, Fabales, Fabaceae. The record is from the annotation of a GenBank genome assembly.
AUGUCGCAUGGGCUUAGUCAGAAUGCAAGUGUUGAUCAAACUGCAAGUCAAAAAGCAACACCCUCUAAUAUGAAGUUUAGAAAGCUAAAGUCUCAAUCUGAAGGUGAGGGUUGUACACAUUGUGGGAAUGCUAAGCAAACUCACGAAAUAUGCUUUAAAUUACACGAGUAUCCCGAUUGGUGGGAUGAAUACAAGGCCAAGAAACCACAUGAAGCUGCUGCUAAAAGUGGGUUGGGACGUGCUGCCAUUACACAUACAGAACCACAACUAUCAUUGUUGCCACAACUUGAAUCUUUUAAUGUACCAACACAAAAUUAUGGCUCCUCAACUCAUAAUUCAGGAUAUUCUAACCAAGGAGAUCAUUGGUCGUGGUACUAA